UCGCUUUCAUAAUGAUAACAGGGAUCGCUUCUCUAGUUUACGCAGGUUUCCUGUCCAUCAUGAUAAUUUUUAACAUAGCAGGGAACUCUUUUUGCUUGGUAAUUUUGAAAAGGAAAGUAAUGAAAACCUCGAUCAACUGGCUUCUUUUCCAUCUGGCGGUUGCUGAUUUACUGGUCGCGGUAUUAUUCAUUCAUCCAUGCAUCCUGAGCCACUUCAUUGAACUACCGGGCGGAGUUAUUGGAAAUGUACUGUGCAAGUUUUUUUCCAGUGGGUCCCUGGGUUGGAUAGCGGCUACCACUUCGAGCUUUCUGUUGGUUGUCAUAGCAACGGAACGGUAUAGUGCCACCUUACACCCGUUGAAAAAGAAGCGAAGUGGUCGAUCAUCGUGGUGGGUGCCAGUUGCAUGGGUUUCUGCAAUUCUGUUGCUAAUGCCCUCCAUUGUUGUAACAAGCUACGAUUCACAAAAUCAGCAGUGCAAGCAACACUUUCCAGACAACACAACAGCUCGUGCAUACAAAAUUACUUGGUCAACCAGCAACUCCCUCCUCCCGAUGUGUAUCUUGGGAUAUCUUUACGCACGAAUUAUUUGGUGUCUACGCAACCGCACCCUCGUUCCAUGCUCCUCUCAGAAAGCCACCACAGAGUCACGAAAGGUAACUAAGAUGCUUAUUUCAGUGUCGGCCAUCUUUAUCAUGUGCUGGACGCCUCCUGCAGUGCUUUGCCUGCUUAGCCCCUUGAUUCGUGGCGGUUAUACCACAGUAUACUAUGUGUCCCAAGCAAGUGCACUUCUGAAUUCUUGUCUCAAUCCGCUUGUGUACACCCUACAUAGUCAGCAGUUCAGGAAGAACCUCGUCUCGUUUAUGCCAUGCUGCAAAAGCAAGCUACUUGAUUCUCGCUUAACAGGCAAAGCCACAAAUUCUCCUGAUAUAAGAUUAUUAACUUAUUAGACAGCUAGCUGGUUUGAACCCAGUUCCAACCGAAUCUACACUAACAAUUUCUCCUUAGUAGGUGGAGUUGUUAAGAAGAACGUGUUUGCUAUAUCUUAAAACUUGUUGAAGUAGAGUAACAGCUACAACAACAGCAAUACUUUAUAAAAUCAUGCUACACCGAGGAGCAAAAGGGUCGUUCAAGAGCGUAGCCAGGAUUUUUCAAAGGGGGAGAGGGGGGUCACACUGUGUCAAACAGAGGUUACUCAUUCGAUUUCGUCACCUGAAUAUUGUUGGUUGUUGCUUAGAAAGGCUCACAAAGGGGGGGGGGGGGGGUUUAAGGGCACCACAGGAUCCCCCCAGCUACGCCCUUGAAGUUAGAACCUAUAGCUGCACUUAAAAAAAAUCAAGGACAAUGAGUGUAAUAGAGCAUGAAGACUAGAGUAGAUGGAGUAUGAAUAGCUAAAAUGUUAAUCAUUAUAUACUAACGUGUAAGGAUAGUGAAUCUGAAUGCCCUCGCAUCAAUAUUAGUUUACCAGAUCAAAGAAUCCACUAAAAGUUGUCUCAUUUCUGGAGUUCAUUGUUAUUAAGUCACAUAAUUUUUCUGAAAAAAAAUUCCUUUAACGCUAAGAGAAACACAAAAUAAUAGUUUAGUAUAAUAGUUUGGUAAGACGUUCAAACAUAACAUAAAAAGGUGAAUGAGAUACAAGGGAAUGAGUUCUCUUCAAUAAAGUCAGUAUUUGAUAGUGUUAUCAAGUAUACUUUCAGUUCAACUAAAAAAUGAGAUUUCCUCCGAUACGCAGUAUGUUGGGAAGUUUUAAAAAGGAUAUCCUUAAGGAUCUGGGUCAAUCUUCCUGUAAUACUGCAGUUUUUAUUUAUAUAGCGUUUAUUCAUACUUCUCGUCAAGAAAACUAUGUAAAAAAUAAGAAUGUU
Messenger RNA from Pocillopora verrucosa, 1859 nucleotides. Lineage: Eukaryota; Metazoa; Cnidaria; Anthozoa; Scleractinia; Pocilloporidae. The record is from RefSeq and is a predicted model, not a curated record.